Yarrowia lipolytica CLIB122 is the source of this 879-nucleotide messenger RNA. RefSeq lists its product as uncharacterized. The record is from RefSeq and is a predicted model, not a curated record. Gene Ontology annotation, cellular component: mitochondrion. NCBI's taxonomy places the organism in Eukaryota, Fungi, Ascomycota, Dipodascomycetes, Dipodascales. Gene Ontology annotation, biological process: mitochondrial citrate transmembrane transport. Gene Ontology annotation, molecular function: citrate secondary active transmembrane transporter activity.
AUGGUUUCAUCAGAUACCAAGAAGGCCGAACCUUGGAAGUCCCUGGUAGCCGGUUCUACGGCCGGAGCCGUGGAGGGUCUCGUUACCUACCCUUUCGAAUGGUCCAAGACCCGUCUCCAGCUCGUUGACAAGUCAUCCACCGCCUCCAGAAACCCUCUGGUGCUCAUCUACAACACAGCCAAGACCCAGGGUCUCGGAGCAGUGUACACUGGUUGCCCCGCUUUCAUUGUCGGCAAUACCGUCAAGGCUGGUGUCCGGUUCCUUGGUUUCGACGCAAUCAAGGGCCUGCUGGCCGACAAGGAUGGUAAGGUGUCCGGACCUCGAGGAGUUCUAGCGGGACUGGGAGCCGGUGUGCUUGAGUCCGUCGUCGCUGUGACUCCUUUUGAGACCAUCAAGACAGCCAUGAUCGACGACCGACAGAGUAAGAAUCCCAAGUACCAGGGUCUGUUCAAGGGAACCGCACAGCUCAUCAAGGACAAGGGCCUCUCCGGUAUCUACCGUGGUCUUGUCCCUGUUACCAUGCGACAGGCUGCGAACCAGGCUGUCCGCCUGGGAUCUUACAACUGGAUGAAGGUGUUCAUUCAGAGCCGGCAGAAGGACCCUAAGGCCCCUCUCUCGUCUCUGUCCACAUUCAUUGUCGGUGCCUUUGCCGGUAUCGUCACUGUUUACACCACCAUGCCUCUGGAUACCGUCAAGACCCGAAUGCAAUCGUUGGAGGCCAAAAAGGAAUACCGAGGCACCUUCCACUGCUUUGCUCGAAUCUUCAAGGAGGAGGGCCUGUUGACCUUCUGGAAGGGAGCCACUCCCCGUCUCGGACGACUCAUUCUCUCCGGAGGUAUUGUCUUUACCAUCUAUGAGAAGAUCAUGGAGAUUCUUUAG